Molecule: messenger RNA, 270 nt
Organism: Pipistrellus nathusii (Nathusius's pipistrelle)
Lineage: Eukaryota; Metazoa; Chordata; Mammalia; Chiroptera; Vespertilionidae
Source: the annotation of a GenBank genome assembly
AUGCUGACGGAACUGGAGAGCACCCUCAACAACUUCAUCGAGGUCUACCACCGGUACUCCAUGCUGCAAGGGAACGACCACGCCCUCUACAGGGACGACCUGAAAAAACUGCUGGAGGCCGAGUGCCCUCAGUACAUGCAGAAAAAGAGCGCAGACACCUGGUUCAAAGAGCUGGAUAUCAAUGAAGACAAUGCCAUCAACUUCCACGAGUACCUGACGCUGGUGAUAAAGGUGGGCCUGGCUGCCCAUGAAGCUAUCCACAAGGAGUAG